AUGAGGCUAAUCACAUUGAAUUUACUUAUGUGCAAUUCAGUGGAGUGCUCUGGAAGAAACCAGCCAUUAUUUCUUAACCCAGGAGAAAUCACACAAGGAACAACACAAUUUAAUCACAAUUUAGCUGUAAGAAUGCUUGGGAAAUUAGAUUGGCCGUCCUUUACAAAUAAUGCUUUAAGUCUUGGACAUGAGCUCCCAGAUGCAAUUACAGAAGCGGACCAUCAAAAUCAAGAGCUAAUGCAAAGGAUUUUUGAUAUAAUGUUCAAUAUUGAAAUACAAGCAGGCACCCUAUUAUGUCAAAACUGCAAUAGGGAUUAUCCAAUUGAAAAAGGAAUCCCCAAUAUGCUGCCUCGAGAUCAAUAA
Blepharisma stoltei is the source of this 363-nucleotide messenger RNA. The record is from the annotation of a GenBank genome assembly. NCBI's taxonomy places the organism in Eukaryota, Ciliophora, Heterotrichea, Heterotrichida, Blepharismidae.